This is a messenger RNA of Pocillopora meandrina, 1190 nucleotides long. NCBI's taxonomy places the organism in Eukaryota, Metazoa, Cnidaria, Anthozoa, Scleractinia, Pocilloporidae. The record is from the annotation of a GenBank genome assembly.
AUGGCAGGGAAAUCUUUUGCGUUAACGUUUCUACUUUUCCUUUUUAUCUUAACGGUGCUUCUAUGGAAAUUUGAAACAAAUUUCUUCGGCCCAAAAGGUAGUUCGCUGGUUGUGUAUAUCAACUCCAUAAGAUCAACGAAAGAGACUGCCAAGCGGGAAAUAUCUACGCUCAUGGACUCAAAUCUAAAGACCAACGAAAAUCGUUCUUACACAAAAAACUGCAAUGGCUCAUCGUUUACUGGUCGACAUAUUUUCAAGUUAAGCUAGAUUUACAUCUUUCUUGGAAGCAGGGAGACUGCCCUGUGGCCUGCGAGGUGUCAAGUGAUCAUUCACGAGCGAAUGAGGCAGACGCCUUUGUAGUCCAUGCGCGAGAUUCGCACAUGAUACCUCCAAAUAAAUCCGUACCGUGGAUCCUUCAAACACAAGAAAACCCUGUGUACACUCCCUCUCUAACCAAUCCCAAUUUUAUGUCAAAAUUUAAUCUGUUGCAAAGUUAUCGCCUGGACUCGGACUUCCCCGAUCCAACUUUUACAAAGCCAAAUGUGACACCACCAGUUCCCUUUAAGGACAAAGAUGGACUCAUUCUAGCCGUAUUUUCCAACUGUGAACCCGUGCGGACGGAAUACAUGAGACAGUUGAUGAAGUUUGUGCAGGUUGACUCGUAUGGAGCCUGUCUAAGGAACAAACAAGGUCUAGUCAACAGAUAUGGUUCAGAGAACGGGAAAGAAUUCCGAGAAGUCAAAACUGACCUAGCCAGAAGAUACAAGUUCUCUUUGGUGUUUUUCAAUCAGGAUUGUGAUUACUUCGUGGACGCACAACUAAGUCAUGCUCUGAAUGCAGGCUCAGUUCCCGUGGUAAUGAGCACAGACAAACUUGACGAGUUCCUGCCAGGAAAUCUCAAACGCUCCGUCAUAAGAGUUCGUGAUUUCAAAAGUCCACAGCAACUGGCGGAGUAUCUAAAAUACCUUGGUAACACUGAGGCAGAGUACAACAAAUUCUUAGAGUGGAAAUGGAGAGGUUUUGGAAAUAUCACUGACACUGUUAUUGGAAACUUUUGGUUUCCGAAAUAUCCACUUUAUUGUCAAAUUUGCGUAGCUCUUUCAGAGCGCCGAGUACACAAGAAUGGCCUCAAGCCAAUUCCGUGCAAGUCAAGAACUUUUAACGACUGGGGAAUAAAUAGAGAAAUCUAG